Molecule: messenger RNA, 1210 nt
Organism: Brassica oleracea var. oleracea
Lineage: Eukaryota; Viridiplantae; Streptophyta; Magnoliopsida; Brassicales; Brassicaceae
Product: non-specific lipid transfer protein GPI-anchored 2
Exons: 2
Coding region: 228-929 (233 amino acids)
Source: RefSeq, a predicted model, not a curated record
ACGAGUCUACCUUGCUUGGUUUCUCUAUUGAUACACAAAUGUUAAAACCUGAAGCCAACGCAACUUCAAAAAGUCAGGAACACGUGGACGUAUAGCAAUGGCUGAUCAUUGCCAACUCACCGCUUAUCAAGACCUCCUCAAGGUUGUUAUUUCCCGCCACCAUCGUUAACGCUAGUCUCAGUCGUCACUUUCGGGUUGUAACUGAAAUCACGAAGAAGCUCCCUCCAAUGGCCGCCACAAGCAACACCGUCGUGUUCAUCGUCAUACUUGCGAUCACCUUCUCUUCCUCCUCCGAGACGCAGGCACCUUCUCCACCGGCUCUCACCUGUACGGAGGAGCUAGUUAUGUUCUCUCCAUGCCUUCCGUACGUCUCCGCUCCACCAAACAACAUGUCAGACAGGCCGGAUCCUCUUUGCUGCUCGGCUUUCUCCACAUCCGCCCAUUCCGGCGCCGGAAACUGUCUCUGUUAUCUUCUCCGGCAACCUAUGAUCCUUGGGUUCCCGUUGGAUAGAUCACGACUGCUUUCUCUUUCCCAGAUCUGUAGCGAUCUUAGUUCCGACGAAUCUUUCGAGUCUAUCUGCUCGGCAUCAGAGUCGCCGGAGCUUCCGCCGCUUCAGAGCAUUCAGUUCACAGCUCCUUUUGUUUACGGUAUGAGUGAAUCGAUUUCGGUAAUAGUUUACUUGAAUUCAGAGACGAGACGAGUUUCAUUGAUAUCUGCAGGUGAUACAGCUUCCGCAUCUCCUCCAUCGUUGGCCAUUUCACGGGAAGCCGCCGGAAUUUCACCAACCUCCGUUCAACCCUCACCAGUAACAGAUAGCUUAUCAUCAACACCAGAAUCCAUCAUAAACGGCUCCCCAAAGAUCAGAAGCUUCUGGCUUCUCUCGACCAUCAUCAUGACGCUGCCCACCUCUAUCUUCACUCGCAUCUGAAGCAUUCCUCUUUCUUUCCUUUACAAUCUGAAGUUCAUUGUACACUGUUCUCCAGUUGGUGGGUGUCUCUUUAAACCCCAUACUUGAUCUGCUCCAUAUCUUUCCUUUUGGCUUUGUGAAUCGAACAGAGAUGAUAUAGACUUUUAGACAUACCAUUGUUCUCUCAGUAGUGUCAUUGUACAUUGUUUCCUUUUAGCUUCGUCAAUCGUGAUAUAGUGGAACAAGAACAUGUUUAGGUUGUUCUCUCAUAAGAAAGUCAUUUCAAAGUUUAACACAUGUAA